This is a messenger RNA of Fusarium oxysporum Fo47, 345 nucleotides long. RefSeq lists its product as uncharacterized. The coding region runs from base 1 to 345 and encodes 114 amino acids. The transcript has 2 exons. The record is from RefSeq and is a predicted model, not a curated record. NCBI's taxonomy places the organism in Eukaryota, Fungi, Ascomycota, Sordariomycetes, Hypocreales, Nectriaceae.
AUGGCAGGGCUAUACGAAUUUAACGAUUUUAUUGCCUACAGAAUUAACAGAGCCACAAAACGAGUUAAGAUAUUAGUUGAAUGGGCAGCCGACGAAAGGACAUGGGAGCCUGAAGAGGUUCUUCAAGAGACAGCAGGAAAGACACUGUACGAAUACUGGGAUAGCCUGGGUGGCCGUGAGGAAGCGGCUGGUCUGAGUGAGUUUCAUGUCUUCCGAAUUGUGCCAAAGGAAACAAGCGCGUGGGUUGGAUACCCGAAUAACCGCCAGGAAAACAGUUGGGAAACUGUAGAAAGGGUCAGGAGGAUAGCUCCGCGUAAGGUUCGGGAGUAUGAGAGGCGCCGAUAA